Molecule: messenger RNA, 487 nt
Organism: Lolium perenne
Lineage: Eukaryota; Viridiplantae; Streptophyta; Magnoliopsida; Poales; Poaceae
Biological process (GO): transposition
Source: RefSeq, a predicted model, not a curated record
AGGAGGAGGUGUACGUUGCAGCCGAUCCUAGGCUGGAACCACGGGACAAGAAGCCGUAUAAGCGCGGGAUUACGAAACUCCCCAAGCUAAAAACUUGGGCCUUCCGCGAUGUUGUUCUCGUGCCCGCUGGAAAGAGCAUGUUCAAGUAUGGUGACCCGAGGAGGAAGCCGACACGUGAGUACUCGAACAUCCUUGGAGGCCUAAUUAGGAAGCAUUUCCCUGGGAUUGUCAAUCUCCCUAGUGGUGGCCGCGAUGUGGCUUGGACUUGGAAGCACUACAGCUACGCGGAAGAUCCUAGCGGCAAGUGCACCAACAUGCAAGAGCGGGUUGUCCGCCACUUCUGGAAAUACUUCACGAGGGCUGAGGGCGAGGAAAUUGCGUGCGACGUUAUCUUACACGAGUUGUGCAGGGUGAGGGUGACUGGCAUGCACUACGAGGCACGCGUCUAGUGCGUCCGCGACUGGCACGCCGAGCGCAAAGUUUGGAU